GAAGUAUACACGACAAGACAGCUGCGACAGUUUCGCAAUGGCGGAGAACGAACCCACUGUGCUUCGCAAGGAUCAAUUAGAAAUAAGCCUGCACAAUGAGAAGAAAUUGAUCAAGGAGGGGACGAUCAAGGACGACAACCCACUAGAUCUCAGUCAACCGUUCGAGGAAUUAUGCAAUGCUUGUCGACAGGGUGACUUGAAAGUGUGCCAGGAGAAAAUAACAGAGGGUGUCAAUGUCAAUGCCCGCGACCCUUACGACUAUACUCCAUUGAUUUUGGCUAGUCUUUGUGGACACUUUGAAGUGGUGCGACUUCUUCUCGAGUCGGGUGCGUUGUGUGAACGAGAUACAUUCCAGGGCGAAAGGUGUCUAUAUAACGCUUUAAACGAUCGUAUACGGAACUUGUUGCUCGAAUACGAUUAUUCCAAGUCGACCGACCCGCUUCAACCGCUCGCUGCCCAUAUCUCUUCGCUUCUUGUUCGUGACCAGCCUGUUACCUCAGAUAUUGUCGUCACUGCGGAUGACGAGUCUCUUCACCUGCAUAAGUUCAUACUGGCAGCACGGUCUCCUUAUUUUCGUCAAAAACUGGCCGCUGCUCCUGACAGUACAACAUGGCGACUUCCCAGUCACAUUCCACCACAAGCCUUUGUGGCAGCAAUAAAAUAUCUAUAUUUGGGAGAAGCCCCUCGUGAAUUGCGGAGUGGACCAGGAACAGGGUUUACCGAGUCAGAGGUCUUUGCAGGAAUCGAUAAGAUUGCGAAACACCUUGAAAUGCAAAGUCUCCUAGACAGUAUGCUCGAUAGCGGGGACCGGAGAAUGGCUAGACAACGGAGAACCAUUGAGAUCUCUCGAGGCCGGGAUCACCUUGAGGAGUGGUUCCGGGAGAAUGUUCUUCGGAAUCGGGUUGUGGUGGAACCAUCCAAAGCAGACCAGGUCAAAUGGGACCGCAACAAUGCGGUUUUCGCGGACAUCUUGCUUAGGGCUGACGAGCUUCCGGAGGGGUUGGAGGAAAAUACCAACGAUGUCGAACAGCAGUCUGAUCAGAAUGAUGACAAUGUUCAGAAAUCGACCUUAUUCCCUUGUCAUCGAGCGGUGCUUCUGCGAUCCGAGUUCUUUCAUGCCAUGUUCUCUUCUGGUUUCCGUGAGGCGCAUGUUUCAGAUCAUCUUAAGAUAAUUGAUGUGGACUGUUCUCCGGAAGUCCUCGAGAUUGUCCUUGCCUUCCUUUAUACGGAGAAGACGGAUUUCUCGCUCGACGUUGCGGUAGAUGUUCUGUUUGCAGCUGAUAUGCUAUUUAUCGAGAAGUUGAAGACAAAGGCUGCGGUUGUGAUCAGUACUCUUGGAAGCGGUAACAUGUCACAGGCAGAGGCUGCGAGAACACGAGGCGGAGCGGAAGAGGAUGAACUUGAUAUCUAUUCCAUCGUCCGCGCUGCUUGGCUGACCCGGGUUCAGCGCCUGGAAGAAUUCGCGGCUCGAUAUCUAGCAUAUCGACUAGAAGCCCACAUCGACACUCCUGAGUUUGCGGAAUUGAUUGAAGAAUCGGCCUUCAGGGUCCAAGGAAGACAGGAGACCGACACCAUUGAAAUGCUGGAUGACAUCCGCUUUUACCUCGGAGAGCGUUUCCGGUUGAGAUUCGACGACGCUGGUGUCCAGGAAAUGAUGGAACGAGAGGUACAAUCAAAGAACGUUGAAGUCGAUGCUGCUGAAGACGUGAGCAAGAUCACGGAUGGUGUCAAAACGCUUGAAAUUCCGAAAACUGCAGAGAAGGGGGCAGAUGUUGCUCAAGUAGCAGCACACAAACAACCUCAAGAAGGACAAGAAGUUCCAGAGUUCGAAACAUUGGACGGUGAAGUUACGAACGAUGAAUUCUCGAAGGAUGCAAUCAACUACCAGAUCCUCAUGGACAAGCUGGACCAGUUGCUCGGGAACCUCAACUUGGAGGCGUGAUUAAGGCCGCUUCAACCAUAUAUAUAUAUAUAUAUAUCAGAAUGCGGUAUCAAAAACAACCAGUAUAUAUACACGAGCUCAAUGACUAUAGCAUGACAUACUACAUCAUAUUUUGGGUAUUUUCAUGUUGUCCUUUUGGUUCGCUUGAUGGAACACGAAGACCUGGCUACCCAGAAGAGCGAGUACGUAUCUUUCUUGCAUCCAGAGGAUGAUGCUGCCGGUUGUUGUCUGCUGCUUCUACUUUUGGUAUAUCAACGCAUAGGGUCCAGUUGUUUUGUGAAUGACUAGGGAUGUGUGAACACAUACGCUGCCAGCUCUUUCUCAACUUACUCUCUACAAAAAGC
Aspergillus glaucus CBS 516.65 is the source of this 2286-nucleotide messenger RNA. RefSeq names its product ankyrin repeat and BTB/POZ domain protein. The transcript has 4 exons. The record is from RefSeq and is a predicted model, not a curated record. Gene Ontology annotation, cellular component: cytoplasm; ubiquitin ligase complex. Lineage: Eukaryota; Fungi; Ascomycota; Eurotiomycetes; Eurotiales; Aspergillaceae. The coding region runs from base 38 to 1942 and encodes 634 amino acids. Gene Ontology annotation, molecular function: protein binding.